AUGUGAAAACGUCACUUCCUGUCAGGCUGGCUGCGUGAUGGCGGCGCCCCUGACGUCUCUGGCACGUUGACUGCUAACGUAAUCGUGCGUGCGGGUGCUCUUCCACGUUAUCCCGGAACGUAAACUUGUAGAUGACAUUAUUAGAAACAACAGUUAAGAACCAGGCGUGUUGGUAAAUGUAUGUAUGUGCUUUUGUAUUCAAAAAAAAUAAGAGCGUUGUCUGCAACUUACUAGCCUGCUAGCUAACCAGCUAGCUAGCUGCUACAUGUUUACCAAAGGUGACAGGCUAGUGCCAUUGUAGAGUUCAUCUUGGACACAUUUGGGUCGAACGCUUGGUUUUAGUUUGCGUUAUAUCCUCAACUUUACAGAAGAUGGCUCUUCACAGAAUGUCCUUCAGGCUUCGGCAAACGUUGACACAUGCUCGAUGGCUUCAUACGAGUCGAUUGGGCCAGCAGCAGGAAGCUUUGGUGGCUGAGCCAGAACCUGAGCCCUUCUCAGUCUUCAGAACACAGCAGAACGAUCCAGCUUGUCAGUCAGAGAAACACAUUGGACAGUUUUACACAAUACCUUCUGCACACACCCGAACGCUCUUCCCUCACGGGCUCCCCCGACGAUAUCAGCAACAGGUGAAGACGUUUACCGAAGCGGCCGUGAUGGUGAGGCAGCCUGCUUUGGAGGUCAUCUCCUACCUGAAGGAAACGGAUAUGAGCAAACCAGUACAGCGUUAUAUGUUCUAUGGAUUAAAGGGCGGCGGAAAGACUUUAUCUCUCUGUCAUGUCGUCCACUUUUGCUUCACGCAGGGAUGGCUGGUUCUGCAUAUACCUGAUGCUCACAGCUGGGUGAAGAACUGCAAAGAGCUGCUGCGUUCGUCCUUCAACGCCUCUCGCUUGGACCAGCCUUUGCAAGCCACCGAGUGGUUGCGCAACUUCAAAAUCACCAAUGAGCCCUUCCUGUCCAAGUUAAAGACGACGCAGCGGUACGUGUGGACGAAGAGAGAGCUCACCGAGGAGGGAAGACCUCUUGGCGAGCUGGUGGACCAGGGCAUCACUCGUGUGAAGAGCAGCAGCGAUGUGGUGGGAGCGCUGAUGAAGGAGCUGAGGCAGCAGAGCGGGCAGCCGGGCUGUGACUUUCGCCUGGCCGUGGCUGUGGAUGGGGUCAACGCCCUGUGGGGCCAGUCCAGUAUGAAAAAGGAGGACAAGAGCGAGGUGAAUCCAGAUGAGCUCACUCUCAUCUAUAACCUGAGGAAGAUGAUGAGGAACGACUGGACGGGAGGUGCCAUCAUCACCACUCUGUCUCAUACCGGUGCUGUGUACCCGCCCAAAUUAGCUUAUUUGCCCCAGGACCUGAUGGGAGAGAGAGGUUUUGACAACAUGGACCCGUUUAUCCCGGUGUCCGUGCCCUGUUACAGCGAGAAGGAAUUUGAGAGCUGCUACCUCUACUACAUGGACCGCAACUGGCUGCAGCAUCCAAUGACUCGAUCAGAAGAAGGCAAGAAAGAGCUCAUCUUUAUGACUGACAGGAUCCCAUCGUUAAUGGAGAGAAUUUGUGCCUUUCUAUGAAGUCUCAGACAAUAUACGCUCAUGUCACACAAUAAUCUGCAUUCUAAAAAAGCAGAAGCUCAAUAUUCAUGUCUAUAAUGUGUAUCUGUAAAUUAUUCAUUCGUUGUGUUUGCUAAUAAAUUUUUAAAAACCCAA
Syngnathus typhle (broad-nosed pipefish) is the source of this 1694-nucleotide messenger RNA. RefSeq names its product death associated protein 3 (gene dap3). Gene Ontology annotation, cellular component: mitochondrial ribosome; mitochondrial small ribosomal subunit. The record is from RefSeq and is a predicted model, not a curated record. Bases 372 to 1559 code for a protein of 395 amino acids. NCBI's taxonomy places the organism in Eukaryota, Metazoa, Chordata, Actinopteri, Syngnathiformes, Syngnathidae. The transcript is spliced from 12 exons. Gene Ontology annotation, biological process: apoptotic process. Gene Ontology annotation, molecular function: structural constituent of ribosome.